This is a messenger RNA of Funneliformis geosporum, 278 nucleotides long. The record is from the annotation of a GenBank genome assembly. Lineage: Eukaryota; Fungi; Glomeromycota; Glomeromycetes; Glomerales; Glomeraceae.
CUUUAAUUGCAGAAGAAAUAGUAAAUCAAGAAGAUCAAAGAGCUAUUGAAGUACUUUUGCAAACCAAUAUAAAUGAAUCUUUAAAAGUUAAUAUAGAUCAAUAUUUAGAAGUUGUUGAUUUAACAAAACGUCAUAUAGUAUCAACAAAUGAAGCUUUUAAUGGUCUUAAAAUAUGGAUGCAAUAUUUAGAAAGACAGAAAAAUAAAGAAUUUGAUAUGAAAAAUAUGAGAAUUAUGCAACGAAAAGUUUUUAAUAGUAAAAUACAAAAAAAUAACUAG